Messenger RNA from Aspergillus chevalieri, 1848 nucleotides. RefSeq lists its product as uncharacterized. Gene Ontology annotation, molecular function: oxidoreductase activity. Bases 1 to 1848 code for a protein of 615 amino acids. The transcript has a single exon. The record is from RefSeq and is a predicted model, not a curated record. Lineage: Eukaryota; Fungi; Ascomycota; Eurotiomycetes; Eurotiales; Aspergillaceae.
AUGGCUCCCAUGGUGCGAGCAAUCGAGUCGGUCUCUAGCAGCGCGUCCGCGUCGUUGACGACUGAGACGGGUCUGCUACACGUCUCCGGGCGGCCACGCUCUCCCGUGUCUGGUCAAGUCCCUGCAGACUACGACUCUCAGGUCCUCCUCUCGCUCUUGAACCUCCACAGGGCCCUGUUAGCAGCCAAUGGCUCCAUCGCGAACAUUGUCCGCCUGACCCUCUACAUCGUCAACUGUAAUUUCCAACGACACCAACACACCCGCCACCUCCAGCGUUUCCUGCGCUCCCACAACCCCGUCAUCAGCCUCAUUCCGGUGACUCAACUGGCAGAGCCGGGGUGGAAAUUUCUCGUCGACGCUAAAGCUUCCAUCUCCCAUUCCUUCCCGCGGCCACUAACCACUCCCGAACAGAAGGCGUGGGAUGUCAUCAUCCUCGGCGCUGGUCUGUCCGGUCUCACGGCAGCCGAUCAACUCACGCAAGCCGGACUCUCAUGCCUUGUCCUUGAGGCCCGCGACCGCGUGGGAGGUCGCACAUGGAGCACCUCUUUGUCCAAUGGGAAAGGCAUCGUCGAUAUCGGAGCCUCCUGGUUGAACGACACCAAUCAAAGCAAGGUCUCCCAGCUGGCCAAGCGCUUUGAAGUCAAGUUCAUCACGCAGAACACCUCCGGCAACUGUAUCACGCAGGACAAGGCCGGCAACAACCAUGUCUUUGCAUAUGGCGGACUUCCCGUGAGAUCUCUGCCUUCUGCCCUCCUACUUUCGGAUCUUCUUGAACUAACCACUGCCCAGUUUGACAUCGACAUCCAAAAGCACCUCAUCGAAAUCCGAGAUCUUGUCGAAACAGACUGCCAGCAGCUCGACGCUGCAAAUCCUCAAAACCCCAUCCAUGACGCCAUGACCUUCCUCGCUUACCUCCACAGCCGAAACGCAAGCGAAGUCGCCAUUGCCUCGGCAUCAAUCUGGACCCGCGCCAUGCUGGGCCAAGAGCCCCAGGAUAUAUCAGCCCUCUACUUUCUCCACCACUGCAAAACAGGCGGCGGACUCCUCCAGAUGCGUUCCGACCGCACCGGCGGGGGACAGUAUCUACGCAUUCGACGGGGAACCCAGUCUAUAUCCGAAGCCCUAGCUGCGUCUCUCCCCUCGGGAAAUAUCCUGCUGUCCUCCCCUGUCACAGCAAUAGACCAAUCAAACCCUAACCGCGUGGUCGUCCAAACCGCCAAUCGAACCUUCCAAGCCUCCAAGGUCAUUUCCACGGUAUCCAGUCCCGUUCUUCGCACCAUCCAGUUCACACCUGCGCUUCCAGCACGUAAGCAGUUGCUGGUCGACUCGUACACCUACGGAUACUUCACGAAAGCCAUGCUGGUCUUCAAGAAUCCCUUCUGGGUCGAGAAGGGCUUCUGCGGACUUGCUCAGUCCUUCAGAGGUCCUUCCUCUAUAAUUAGGGACUGCAGCUCCCCAGAGGAUGGCGGCUGGGUCUUAACCUGCUUCCUGUGCGGCGAUACGGGCCGGGCAUGGUCGCAGCAGGACGAGAAGACUCGGACGGAUUCAUUACUCGAGCAGGUGGGACUGCUGUACAGCGACAAGGAUCGUGUGCUCAGCGAGUACAUCACCACUGUCUGGCAUGACUGGACUGCAGAGCAGUACUCUGGCUUUGGCUGCCCUUGUCCCUCCCUACCCCCUGGAGUUCUGACUGCCGCGGGAGAUGCCCUCCGCGAGCCCUUUUGGAACGUCCACUUCUCCGGCACAGAAACUUCUGUCGAGUGGAAGGGUUUCAUGGAAGGUGCGGUGCGCAGCGGCGAGCGGGCUGCGACGGAAGUGUCGAAGCAGUUGGUUCGGGCUCGGGUGUAG